Molecule: messenger RNA, 3306 nt
Organism: Spea bombifrons (plains spadefoot toad)
Lineage: Eukaryota; Metazoa; Chordata; Amphibia; Anura; Pelobatidae
Gene: RXRB
Product: retinoid X receptor beta
Exons: 10
Coding region: 377-1717 (446 amino acids)
Biological process (GO): response to retinoic acid; positive regulation of transcription by RNA polymerase II; retinoic acid receptor signaling pathway
Cellular component (GO): nucleus; RNA polymerase II transcription regulator complex
Molecular function (GO): retinoic acid-responsive element binding; nuclear receptor activity; nuclear steroid receptor activity
Source: RefSeq, a predicted model, not a curated record
GUCCAUAGCUGUUUAUCCGAGACAUUGAACAAUUUAAGCGAUCAACUCGUUCUAUACGCCAUACGGUGACUUUUGGGGCUAUCGAAGAAGAGACCUCUGAGAUCCUGACAGUUCAUGUAACUUUGCAUCUUUUUUACCCGCUGGCUCGAUAAACGGUAUCAACUUGGACUAAAGACUUACAUUCAGAACUCUCAAGAAAACAGGGACAAGGAUUUGGAACCCAAAGAGGGACUGUCACUUCUGAGCAAGGAAACUUGGAAGGUAUGCAUCGCACAGGAACCAGUUAGCACACUUAUUGUCGCGGGUGUCUCGUUGGAAUAAGCGUAACCCAGGACCGGACUUCCAAACCACAGCCUGCCUCAUCACCCGAGGGCACAUGAGAGUGUGCCAGAGCCCUGACACCUCCUCUCUCAGCCCCCCCUCAGGCCGCUCGCUCAGCGCCACCCCUCCUCUCCUUUCUGCCCCCUUACAUCCUUCCAUGAUUGGAUCUGCGAUGACCUCUUCAGUCAAUUCUCCCCUGGGGAGCAUCGGCUCUCCCUUUCCGGUCAUAAACUGUUCCGUGGGGUCACCUGGCAUUCCGGGCACCCCGUCUGUUGGGUACGGACCGGUCAGCAGCCCGCAGAUAAAUUCCACGGUUAAUCUCUCCGGUCUGCAUAACGUCAGCUCCUCUGAAGACGUGAAGCCCCCUCUGGGUAUGAGGGGGAUGCCAAAUCAUCCCAAUGGUGGAGCAGGUGGUGGAAAGAAGCUGUGUGCUAUAUGUGGCGACCGCUCUUCAGGGAAGCACUAUGGAGUUUACAGCUGUGAGGGAUGCAAGGGAUUCUUCAAGCGUACGAUCCGCAAGGACUUGACCUAUACCUGCAGAGACAACAAGGACUGUGUGGUGGAUAAAAGGCAGAGGAAUCGCUGUCAGUACUGCAGAUACCAGAAGUGUCUGGCCACCGGCAUGAAGCGAGAAGCUGUGCAGGAAGAGCGCCAGCGUGGGCGGGAACGUGACGGAGAGGCGGAGUUAUGCGGCACUGUCAAUGAAGAUAUGCCCGUUGAGAAAAUUCUGGAGGCGGAGCUAGCCGUUGAACAGAAGAGUGACCAGAGCCUGGAGGGGGGUGGAUCUCCCAGUGAUCCAGUCACCAAUAUCUGCCAAGCAGCGGAUAAACAGCUCUUCACGCUGGUCGAAUGGGCCAAGCGGAUCCCUCACUUCUCAGAACUGCUUCUGGAUGAUCAGGUUAUUCUGCUGAGAGCUGGCUGGAACGAGCUUCUCAUAGCCUCCUUUUCGCACCGCUCCAUCUCGGUGAAAGACGGCAUUUUACUCGCCACCGGUCUGCACGUUCACCGCAACAGUGCGCACAGUGCCGGCGUGGGGGCCAUAUUCGACAGGGUCCUCACUGAACUUGUGUCUAAGAUGAGAGACAUGCGCAUGGAUAAAACUGAACUGGGCUGUCUGCGAGCCAUCAUUUUGUUCAAUCCAGAUGCCAAGGGUUUGUCUAAUCCCGGGGACGUGGAGGUUCUACGAGAGAAGGUUUAUGCGUCGUUGGAAUCUUACUGCAAGCAGAAGUACCCGGACCAGCAGGGAAGGUUUGCGAAGCUGCUACUCCGUCUCCCUGCCUUGCGGUCCAUUGGCCUCAAAUGCCUCGAGCACCUCUUCUUCUUCAAACUCAUCGGGGACACUCCAAUCGACACUUUUUUGAUGGAGAUGUUGGAGGCACCUCACCAGCUGUCCUGAGAGGCUGCCCGAAUCGGCUAGAGACUACAGCGCCACCCCAAGGACAGGUCCUGUUAUGCACUCCGAUAGAUGGCUUCCUAAGGGGUGGAUAGAACGAACACGGCAGAUGUCUAGAGAAGAAUCCUCUAGGCCUUUUUACCGAGGCAUUUCUUUGUAAACCCUCUUAUUAAGCUUCCUGAUUCACCCUUGGGUGUCCCAGCGCAGUCAGAAACUGUUUACAUGGCUGCGAUGGCCUCCUACAGAUCAAGGCAUGGCUUCCGUUUCCAAAAUCUGACAAGGACGCGAGAUCUUGUUUUUGCUUUGAGAGACACUCCUAUGCAAUAGCCAUGAAUGUGGUCCCUGGGCAUCGGCCCCGCUUGAAGGAGACUGUUGAGAUCACUGGACGGAUCAGAAGACGGAGGCACGAGCAUCUAUCUGUGCGCUCACACCUUUUUCCAUUCCCAGCUGUUUUUGUGCCUGCCUGGAAGAGACGGAUCAUUUUGGGGAAACCAACACUCUUCUGAGAGCGCCGGACUUUAUGAAGGAGAGCGACUUACCUAUUGACUUGUCUAGCAGGCGAGACAGCUGGCCGUGACCCGGGCUCGUUAUAUACUGCUGCAGAAGCGCAUGCUGAACCGUGGGAUGUGUUUGGGCCGCUGGUGGGUUGGUGUCUGGAUUUGAAAUGCUUUUUAAUGAGUCCUAUUUAAUCAGUGGACGUUAUUAAUGGGGUGAUUCCUCCUCCCUGAUUUUGUGGUGCCCUAUUUAAUUACUGCACUUGUUAGCUUAAGAAAGGUUAUCGGGUUCACUCUAGCAGGAAGGGGAGAACCAUGGGUUAAUUAUUUUCUUUUUUUGGUCCAAUACUGGGGUUUUUAGGACUGCUCUGCAUCUUAGGGUGCCUUGAAGAGAAGCGAGGGGGUUUCUGUACCCUUAAGCUUUUUCUUCUCUACGCGGGACAUGGAUUUGGAUAUCGGUCUGUUCUUAUUUUAUAUUUUUGCCCUCUUUUAAUCAUUGUCCCUGUUUUCUCGGAAGAGUUUAAACAUAUAUUGCACAGGAUUAUUCAGCAUCCCCGUAUGGAACUGCAUCCCGCUUAUUGUUUUUCGCGUCCACGUUUGGCAAUCGUUUGGAAGAUUUUGGGGGUUUUACAUGCGCAGAAUGCGAUUUGAGAGGUUGUCUGGGUUUUUGCAGGCUGGUUAGUCUUUUGUGAGUCGUCUUGAGGUUUUGGGGUGUUUUUUGAUAAAACAUUUUACGAUGUUUCUGCUGCUAGAGUUCUUUAAGACUUCGAUCUAAAUCAUUGUCCCCUUCUCUAUCUGUCUAUAAUUAUCCAUGUCCUUUUUUUAAUGUUUUGUACCGACGUCUCUCCUUCCCUCAACUCCUGUAUGCAAUGUUUUAAUACCAAACUGCGCCCGUCCCCUUAUGAAUCCAAACCCCUUAUGCCUGCUCCAUCGCCAGGCUCCCCGCACCUGCCCACAUUAACCCUCUGUGGGAUGCAGCACCUUGAGAGGGAUUCUGAAGUCCUCUGACCCCCGGGCCCCCCUGCGGACCUGUCCCUUCUCUGCGUUCCUUCAUUAUUCCUGUUGCUUGGAAUGAACAUUAAAGAGAACUUAGCUCAA